This is a messenger RNA of Podarcis raffonei (Aeolian wall lizard), 1438 nucleotides long. It is a transcript of the gene NINJ1, whose product is annotated as ninjurin 1. Lineage: Eukaryota; Metazoa; Chordata; Lepidosauria; Squamata; Lacertidae. Gene Ontology annotation, cellular component: membrane. The transcript is spliced from 4 exons. The coding region runs from base 37 to 489 and encodes 150 amino acids. The record is from RefSeq and is a predicted model, not a curated record. Gene Ontology annotation, biological process: tissue regeneration; cell adhesion.
AAGGGCAGCUCCCGCAGCAGCAGCAGCGGCGGCGACAUGGACUCCCUUACGGACACCCACGAGAUGAAUGGGCUGACCGUGGAGAACGGCGACGCGACGCCGCCGGAGCAGCCUCGAACACAAUGGCUGCAGAGAAACAGACAAAUUAACAUCAACCAUUAUGCCAAUAAGAAGAGUGCGGCAGAAAGUAUGUUGGACAUUGCUUUGCUUAUGGCGAAUGCAUCCCAGCUCAAAGCAGUUGUGGACCAAGGACCUACCUUUUCAACCUAUGUUCCACUUGUUGUCCUCAUCGGCAUCUCACUCUCACUUCAGAUCAUAGUAGGCGUGCUUCUAAUAUUCCUUGUCAAAUAUGACCUUAAUAAUCCUGCAAAACAUGGCAAGCUGGAUUUCCUCAAUAAUCUGACAACUGGACUGGUGUUUAUUAUAGUGGUUGUGAAUAUCUUCAUUACGGCCUUUGGAGUUCAGAAGCCAAUGGACUCAAAAGUAUAGGUCAAAGAAGAGACCCAAGUUCUUAAAUGUUGGGAGAUAAAUGUUACGAACUUGAGCCAGUAUCUCUUAAAUGGAAAACAUGAAGAACCUGAAGCAAUUCAAAAAAGCAUUAUUCUCUUUCAAUUUAACUGUUUCUCCAGGAACUGUUAUCCCGUGCCUCCACUGGCAGCUCAGAAUUCCUUGCUCUCUGUGCCUUAUAUGUUGAACAGAGAAAGAGGUGAUUUCUACACUUGAAAGUAUGGGCUUCACAGAAGUAGAAAGACAGCUGAAAAUUCUGCACUAAAGGAAGGCAAGUUCAUCUUGCAAAACUCAACUUUCUGAUCCCAAUAUUUAACACAAAUGAACUAAUUUUUGUAAUUUUUUCUUUACAUAAUUCUAGCCGUAAAAUGUCUCGUAUUUGGAGCUUUUUCUCUUCUGCAAAGGCCAUUAUACCUCAUGCUCCUUCAGAACUCAAUUGUUCCAAGAAACAAGGCUUCAGCCCUGCAGUUCUUUUUAGAAAUAAUUUGCUGUACUUCUUUCUGAGUCCUUACAGAAGUGUUGGCGUAAACUCUACUGCUUUGAGAGCAGUAUCUUAAAAUACAGCCCGUAGCAUACACUUCUCAGUGCAAUCCCAGCUUAUGAUCAGUCAUUUAACAGUGUUGAUAGAUAAUAGUAGCAUACUUACCUGAUCACAACUCUAAAGAGAUAUCCCCAGCCAUCCUCUAGAUUUACUCUAAGGACUGCACACAUCACAUUUAUAAAGACAUGUAUGAGGGAAAAUGUGUACCCUAGUGCUCUGUUGGAUGUGAAGAUGCCACAUGGUUGUAGACUCGUGCUCACUAUGGACAUGGCUUUGUGGGUUUUUUACAGCAAUGUGGGGGGAUAUUUAUUUGGAUUUAUAGUUUAUCAGACUUGAGGGCUCAGGUGGCCACGAGUUUCAGUUCUGUAAAAGAAUGACAAUAAAAACAAA